Molecule: messenger RNA, 1309 nt
Organism: Helianthus annuus (common sunflower)
Lineage: Eukaryota; Viridiplantae; Streptophyta; Magnoliopsida; Asterales; Asteraceae
Product: J protein JJJ2-like
Exons: 1
Coding region: 87-911 (274 amino acids)
Source: RefSeq, a predicted model, not a curated record
AAAAUUUGCAUUUUACUCUAAAACUGAAACAAGUUAACCGACGUAACAAAACCUGUACCCCACCGACUUAACAUUAACCGGCAAAAAUGACCACCACCGUCGCCGCAGCCACCACCACCGACGCCGUUAACGAAUUCGUAGAAGAAAGCAUCAGCAAAUCGGAAUCUCCCCGCCUCAAAACCCUAGCCGAACAAACAUACAGCUUCUCCGACCUCAAAUCCGCUCUUAAAUACGCCAAACGCGCCCACCGUCUCUGCCCCACCCUCCACGGCCUCUCCGACCUUCUCACCGCCUUCAAAAUACUCACAACCGCCGUCGAUAACACCAUCGGAGCUACCACAACGCCUCAUUGGUACAAAAUCCUUGAUCUAGAACCUUUCUCUCAUAUUAAUUCAAUUAAAAAACAGUAUAAAAAGCUAGCCCUAAUUUUGCACCCUGACAAAAAUUCAACAAGCACGUGUGUUGCGUUAGAAGACGCUUUUAAGCUUGUGAACGAUGCGUUCAGUGUUCUGUCUGAUAAGAUUAGGAGGAAGGAGUAUGAUAUGAGGCUUAGGAUUGAUAUGCAGUGUGAGGCGGUUGCGGCUACAGUGGUGGGGAAUUAUGGUGGUGUGGUGGCGAUGGAGACGUUUUGGACCGCGUGUACGUGUUGUAGGUUGUUGCAUGAGUUUGAGAGGAGGUAUUUGGGGCAUAGUCUGAUGUGUCCGAAUUGUAAGAAGAGUUUUGAGGCGGUGGAGGCGGAUAGCGGUGAGAAGGUGGUUACGGAUGCGGUGGAUGAUGAUGAUGAUGAGAUUUUGAGUCGGAGCGAUUUGAAGAGGAAAAUGAGUAGUGUUGGAGAUAUUAUGAAGAGGUCUGAGCGAGUUAGAAAGAGCAUAGUCACAUGGUUUGUGGUACGCUCCGGUACGGGAACGUGAAACGGGGUCGCAAUUCGCUAGGUCUCUAAAAUUCGGUACGAUCGGGGGUAGACUCAUUUCGGAUCGCUUCGGUACGAUUUACCAUAUAAUAUGGUAUGAUGUACAUGUUGAAGUUAACUAUAAAUAAGUUGGAGGUUCUUAAAACCAAGAUCUUAACAUAGUUUGGAUAAGCAAUACCAACAUCCUUCAAAGCAAGAUCUUGACAUACAUGAAGAGAAAACUUGAAAACAAACUUGAUAGAAAUUGGCCGGAUUAUCUUCAAAGUUUCUCUACGGCACAAACCGCUCUGAAUUAGAGAAAAUGGACCUCACCAUAGUGUUCGGAACGUCGAAAUUAGCAGACAAAGUGUACCUUUGGCCAGAAAACGGUCGCCGAAAGGUUCGCCGGAAAACCGCCGC